Molecule: messenger RNA, 4313 nt
Organism: Erinaceus europaeus (western European hedgehog)
Lineage: Eukaryota; Metazoa; Chordata; Mammalia; Eulipotyphla; Erinaceidae
Gene: ATP6V0A1
Product: ATPase H+ transporting V0 subunit a1
Exons: 23
Coding region: 225-2837 (870 amino acids)
Biological process (GO): proton transmembrane transport; vacuolar acidification
Cellular component (GO): vacuolar proton-transporting V-type ATPase, V0 domain; vacuolar proton-transporting V-type ATPase complex; plasma membrane
Molecular function (GO): proton-transporting ATPase activity, rotational mechanism; ATPase binding
Source: RefSeq, a predicted model, not a curated record
GCUGGGUCUUCCCCGGCAGCUGUGGUGGCGGCUCUCCGGGCCGCUGGAGGUGAGCGGGGGCUGUGGGGACAGCGGAGCCCUAGGGACCGCGCGGCAGGGAGCGGCCGCCAAGGGGCACGGAAAUCCUCUGAACAGCCCAGACUCUUGUCAAACGAAUUAGCAGGGAUCUUACGUCAGGUUGAAGAGAAAUCCACAUACGUGGUUGGUUGGUACUCUCUACCACCAUGGGGGAGCUUUUCCGGAGUGAGGAGAUGACACUGGCUCAGCUUUUUCUACAGUCAGAAGCUGCUUACUGCUGCGUCAGUGAAUUAGGAGAACUGGGAAAGGUUCAGUUUCGUGAUUUGAAUCCAGAUGUGAAUGUUUUCCAGAGGAAAUUUGUGAAUGAAGUUAGAAGAUGUGAAGAAAUGGAUCGAAAGCUUCGAUUCGUUGAAAAAGAGAUAAGAAAAGCUAAUAUUCCAAUUAUGGACACUGGUGAAAAUCCAGAAGUGCCCUUCCCCCGGGACAUGAUUGACUUAGAGGCCAAUUUUGAGAAGAUUGAAAAUGAGCUGAAGGAGAUCAAUACAAACCAGGAAGCUCUGAAGAGAAACUUCCUAGAAUUGACCGAAUUAAAGUUUAUACUUCGCAAAACUCAGCAGUUUUUUGAUGAGGCUGAAUUGCAUCAUCAGCAGAUGGCGGAUCCAGACCUGUUGGAAGAGUCCUCAUCCCUCUUGGAUCCAAGUGAGAUAGGAAGAGGCACACCUUUAAGACUUGGCUUCGUGGCUGGUGUGAUUAACCGGGAGCGCAUCCCUACUUUUGAGCGCAUGCUUUGGCGGGUGUGCCGGGGCAAUGUGUUCCUGCGACAGGCUGAAAUCGAGAACCCCCUGGAGGAUCCUGUGACUGGUGACUACGUGCACAAGUCUGUGUUCAUCAUUUUCUUCCAAGGUGAUCAGCUGAAAAACAGAGUCAAGAAAAUCUGUGAAGGGUUCCGGGCCUCACUCUAUCCCUGUCCUGAAACACCACAGGAGAGGAAGGAAAUGGCUUCUGGAGUUAACACCAGGAUUGAUGACCUCCAAAUGGUUUUGAAUCAAACAGAGGAUCACCGCCAGAGGGUUCUACAGGCAGCUGCUAAAAAUAUCCGAGUCUGGUUUAUAAAGGUGCGGAAGAUGAAGGCCAUCUACCACACUCUGAACCUCUGCAACAUAGAUGUGACCCAGAAGUGUCUAAUUGCAGAGGUCUGGUGUCCGGUCACUGACCUCGAUUCUAUCCAGUUUGCACUCAGAAGGGGCACGGAACACAGUGGGUCCACUGUGCCCUCCAUUUUGAACAGGAUGCAGACAAACCAAACUCCCCCAACAUACAACAAAACAAACAAGUUCACAUAUGGGUUUCAGAAUAUCGUAGAUGCUUAUGGAAUUGGGACCUACCGAGAGAUAAAUCCAGCUCCAUAUACUAUAAUCACCUUCCCUUUCCUGUUUGCUGUGAUGUUUGGGGACUUUGGCCAUGGCAUUUUGAUGACCCUCUUUGCUAUGUGGAUGGUGUUAAGAGAGAGCCGCAUCCUCUCCCAAAAGAAUGAGAAUGAGAUGUUUAGCACUGUGUUCAGUGGCAGAUACAUUAUUCUACUGAUGGGUAUUUUCUCCAUCUAUACUGGCCUCAUCUACAAUGACUGCUUUUCCAAGUCUCUUAAUAUCUUUGGGUCAUCCUGGAGUGUGCGGCCAAUGUUCACUUUAUCUAAUUGGACGGAGGAGACGCUUCGGGACCACUCUGUUCUCCAGCUGGACCCAGCCAUCUCUGGAGUGUUUGGUGGACCAUACCCUUUUGGCAUCGAUCCAAUUUGGAACAUUGCCACCAAUAAAUUGACCUUCCUGAACUCCUUUAAGAUGAAGAUGUCUGUUAUCCUUGGUAUCUUCCAUAUGUUGUUUGGAGUCAGUCUGAGCCUUUUCAACCAUAUCUAUUUCAAGAAGCCCUUAAAUAUCUACUUUGGAUUUAUUCCUGAAGUAAUCUUCAUGUGCUCUUUAUUUGGCUACUUGGUUAUCCUUAUUUUUUACAAGUGGACAGCCUAUGAUGUUCAUACAUCUAAGAAAGCACCAAGUCUUCUGAUCCAUUUCAUAAAUAUGUUUCUCUUUUUCUACGGUGACUCUGAAGAUGCUAUGCUGUAUUCUGGACAGAAAGGACUUCAGUGUUUCCUUGUAGUGGUUGCCAUGCUAUGUGUACCUUGGAUGCUACUUUUGAAACCACUGAUCCUUCGCCACCAAUAUUUGAGGAGGAAACAUUUGGAAGGGCAACCUGUGGAGGCCCCAGUCAGCCCAACCCCGAGCCAACAGGGACUAAAGGCAGCAGCGGCUGCAACAGGAACUCUCAACUUUGGUGGGAUCAGGGUGGGCAACGGACCGACAGAGGAGGAUGCUGAGAUUAUUCAGCAUGACCAGCUCUCCACCCAUUCAGAGGACGCGGAAGAGCCUACCGAGGAUGAAGUGUUUGACUUUGGAGAUACCAUGGUCCAUCAGGCCAUCCAUACCAUCGAGUACUGCCUGGGCUGCAUCUCCAACACCGCCUCCUACCUGCGGCUCUGGGCCCUCAGCCUUGCUCAUGCGCAACUAUCUGAGGUGCUUUGGACCAUGGUGAUCCACAUUGGCCUGAAGGUGAAGAGCUUGGCAGGAGGUUUGGCGCUGUUCUUCAUCUUUGCCGCCUUUGCCACCCUGACCGUGGCCAUCCUCUUGAUCAUGGAGGGCCUCUCAGCCUUCCUGCACGCACUGCGGUUACACUGGGUUGAGUUCCAGAAUAAAUUCUACAGCGGGAAUGGUUUCAAGUUCCUGCCCUUCUCCUUCGAGCACAUUCGAGACGGGAAGUUUGAUGAGUGAGCCCCUUGUGAGGCUGUACCCCCGCUGCCCUCCUCCUCCACGGUGAUGCCUAUUGGUUGUGAUCCCUAAGUGCUAGGGCAUUUGUGACAUCCCUGCCACCCCUCCUCCAGCCAUCUGUGAGUCAUUUAGAUAGCCCCAGCCCUCAGGGGUCUCCUGCCACCUCUGGUUUUGUGUGUAGUGCAGUGAUUUUUCUAGAAAGAAGCUGGCCUCAGGCUGUCUGUUACAGCCACUAAGCACUAGCAGUGCCCUCUAGGCCUCAGCUGGCCCCUUCUCUGUCCUUUGGUGGUGAGCCUGUCUGUGCAUGUACAUGUGAGCCCCAAGCCCUUGGGACAUCUUGCCUAAUAGUGGAUAGGAGCGCCUUCACCCUCCACACCUAGGUCUUGAGCCUCAGCUCCUGCUAUUCUAGUUAUGAGUUUGGGCAGGGUGCUUUUUAACACACCCCAUCUUGGAUUAACAAGGCUUGGUCCAGGAAGAUAGUAUCACUGGCCUUUGCCACCCACUCCCACCAGUCUUCAGAGCACUUGUUAAUCAGGAAUUCAGCUAGACCCAACUCUGCCAUCAUGCAUGACUCCUCCCUGUCACACAUACCUCCAAGGUCCCCAGAUACCACCUUCCUAAUCACUACCCAGCCAUCUCCUCCACCUCCUCCUCUUCCUCUCUCCCAGAACCUUCCCCACUCCAUUUGCACCCAACAUGAUUUGACAGAGCUGGGAGUAACCCAGAACAGGUCCUCACUGGCCCUUUGGUUGGCUGCCUCUCAGGCCAUGUGUGGCCCUGGUGAAGACCCCCAGGCCUCUCCUGACCUUCAAUCAUGAGUCUUCAUGCAGGACUGUAGUCGAACAGGGUGUUUCUGCUGCAGGCAGGCCUGCCUUGCUUUGCCCACCUCUGCCUCUCCUGUCUCCGCAUUGAUCCAAGGUCAAGGGGGGUCCUGGGCAGGGAUGUCUGUGUUUAUGGCUUGCUGAUAGGAGGUGACUGGCAGGGCUGCCACUGCAUGUAGUUGUGAGGUGUGUGUGGCCUUACCCUGUAGGCUGGUGGUGGGUCCUCCAAAGGGCCCACCUUCACUGUCACCCCCAUGAUGACCAUGCUGUGGACUGAGGACCUUUUAAUCAUGUGUUGGCAUAGCAGCUCUGGCUGCUUCAGCUAACUUGAUCCCCACUCCUUUCUGUGGUUGAGAUAACCCCAUAAUCAACCAUAAUCCCUGCCCUCCUCCCACCCUGUCUUUUCAAAGUGAGCUGCUCACUGGACUCCUGGGCUGGGCCUGCCUGGGCCUGGGUUGCCUCAGCUUUACUUAGCACUGGCCAGUGUCACCUGACUCAGACCUUGUACAGAGUCCCCUCCCUGCUGGUCCCUGUGGUUUAUGUGAUGAUCUUUGCUCUGUGUGCAGUAGGGUUGGAAGCAGAGUUCUUUGUCAGAAAUCCUGCCCGAAGCCCUUCUGUUUAGACAUCCCUGCUGUGCUGAAUAAAGUGUUUGACUCAA